AUGCUUUCAGAUAAUCCCGUGGAGGCUAUUGGAUCACAUGCAUUCACAAUUCCAAGAGAGGACCUUGUAAUGUAAGCAGUUGAUACACUAAAGUAAAAACAAUGUCUUACUAUCCACUUCUUCUACUGGAUUCUGUUUUUUAAUGUUUGAUUUCUGAAAUAAGUCCCCAUUUUCUGAUAUUAUCUAUAGAGGGUCCUGAAGGUGUAAAAUGGGAACUGGGAUUCGCCUUUUUAUGUACUGGGAAAAUGGGAUUUACUGCACUGGGAAAGGCAUAAACCAUUUCUAAAAUCAAGGGAAAUGAUCUUCGAUUAUGUUAUAUAUGAGACAAUUGCUCAAGUGUGCCUAUUCUUUUUUUAAGUAAAAGAAAUAAUAUAUACACGUAGACCUCAGUAGACACAUAGGAUCAUGUCAGUUUUUUCGCAUUCGCAUCCAAUGCCUCGCCGCCACCCAAUUAGCUGUUGUGGCUCGUCCCCAGGGUCUUUUUGUUUUCCGAGGUCACCAUAUUGAAAAACGAGAAGACGCUAGGACGAUGGGAAUGACAUACGCACGUUUGUGCGUGACAGAGAUCAAAAUAGCGUCCGAUUUUGGAAGUGUUCUACCUUGCUUGUACGCAUUAUGGUGAAAUAACAACGAUGCUAGCAAGACUUCCCUUCAGCUCAGAUUUGUUAAAUUUUGGCACAAAAACGAUUCAAAUAAAUAACAGUCCAAACACUUUCAUCAGCGACACAGGUGAACAAAACAUACCUGGUUUAAUUGAUGCAUUAAUCAUUCUUUAAUCAACACAACCAGCACCGCACCAAUCAGAAGCUGUGUAUAUAUUUUUCGGAAUUGUGGAGUUUCGGGGAAAGCGUUUCCUUUUUCCCCUCCCCCUUCUUUGUUAUGCUUUCGUCCCAACUUUUUCGAAGACCUCGUGCGGAAACUCUUGCUGCGUAGGCUACCCGCAGAGGUUCUCAACGUAAUGAUUACAGCGGUAGCGAAAAAUAAAGUGAAGACUGUGAUUCGGAUGAGGAUUGUGCAGAAGACAGGUGGUUUUAAUAUGGUGGUGUCAACAAGGGUUGGAAGAGGAAGAGUGUUCACCAGCAGGAUGAGUACUUUUCUUCAAUCCAGGUGAAUGAAGGUUCAUAAUCCAAAUGGCAUCAAUCGGCGCUUUUACUUCAUGAUGCGCAUCAGUUAGUAAGCGAGAACUGGAAAUGGGAUUACAGAUUUGGUAACUGGGAUUUGGACUAACGUCAGGCUGAGAACUGGGAUUGGGUACCCUCCCCACAUCCCCCCCCCCCCCCCUUUCGGGCCCCUUUUAAAAAAAAAAUUAAAAUAAAAGGUUGUUUUGUUUUUAAAAUUUUUUUUUUAUUUUUUUCAAAGGCUCGGGAGGGGAACAGUUGGAACUCCUCAAAAACAAACACACUGCUUCCCCCCUUCUUAAGAGGCUUUGUUACUUUGACAGACGAAGCAUAUUCGCGCCUUGCUUCAAGGGACGGGUUUCCUAGGCCCAGGCCCCAAAGCGAACUGGCAGCGCUAGAAUAUUCCUAUCCAGCCGAAAGUAAUGCGUUAUCAUAAAAAAAUAAAGAAACCUUGACUGUGCUCGGUUCUUUUAAUCAAGAAGUAGGGGCGAUCUCGACUACCUCUCGUGUUUCCACCUACACCUCUUUCGUGCUCUAGCCGCUCCCUGCGUGCUUUACAACACAACAGAGCACAGUCGAGGCUUUUUUAUUUGUUAGAUUGAAAAGUGCGUUUAGCUCGUUAUUUCACGUGUUACAUUUACUUGUUUUAGUUUCUUUUCCCUUACUAACAUGUCCGUUUAGGUACGUUGCUCACAUUGUGGGUGGCUCCUCCUAAAAGGCUAGGGUGCACAGUCUGUAUAGGAAUUACCGAAGUCAAUUUCGGAAAUGCACACACUUUAGGUGUCCCAAUGAUAACCAGUUAAUAAACUCCUCCCACUGGCUUUUAUAUCGGAAGAUAAUGCCUGUGGCUUAUAGACUAUCAGAGGUGGUCCGAAAAAUAAAUAACUGGCUGAGAAAGGAAGCUUUAAGGGCAAAUGUGAAAUAUUUAGGAUUGUCUCUCGAUGCUCCAAAAAAACAGCAAGCCAAGGUUUACCUAUUUUAUAAACCUUCGAUUUUUACACCAAUUUUGAGCAUUUAAACAUGUUGGAAGAAAAACAGAGUCGAAAGUUGCGGGUACGGGUUUCGAUGUUUACGAGUUCGAGGUAACUGAGUAAAAUGACUGAAAGGUGGGGUCAUAUCGAAGGGAAAUGGGACAUAGUUUGAGUUAGAGGGGGAUUUCGUCGGAUCUAUCUAAGUUCGAGUUAUACGUGUAUAAACUACGAGUUAUUCGUACUCUGCACUUGAAGCACAUUUUUUUGUACAUUUCUUUGCCAUUGUUUUUGCAUGACUACAACGUGAAGCUUCCAGAAACUUUCUAAUUACACGUUUUAUGGAGGAAAUGUCGCGUGUGUUCCUUUUUGCUUUUUUUUUUUUCACUGCUGCUCAUUUUCACCUUGUUGGCCGCUAGCAUUUCUCAUUUUCUCAAUAAAAUUUUCAUGUUUUUCUUCUAACGAAAUUGGCUUCCUUUGUUUUUCUCUCGUUCUAGCUCUUGCUCUGUUAUCAACAUCAAGGUAGACAUAAAAAUUUAUUCGAAAGAAAGACUCAGGGCGGACUCGGCUUCGUUGUUGUUUUUUUUCUUCUCUUCCUAAAAGUCAGGGUGGCCAUGCAAUUUACCACAGAAACGCGCGAGUACUUGACAUGCGAAAUUUUACCCCUUUCUUACAUGAAGGAGUGGACGUACGUACGGACGAUUUUCUCAGAAAUAAAAUUUCUUGGAUGCAUAGAUAAUAAAAUUAUCUUACCGAUGGUGCUCCGCUUUGUGCACUUCAAGCGCGAGAGUGCCGCUGAUAAUAAUAAUAAUAAUAAUAAUAAUAAUAAUAGUAAUGAUAAUAGUAAUUAUUGCACUAAUAAAAUAAUAAUGAUAAUAAUAAUAAUAAUAAUAAUAAUAACAAAUAAUUAUGAUAAUAAGUCAGAAGAAGACCUGUGUACAACUGUGUCUAUUGUUUUAAGCGCAAAUUCAGGCACCUUCUCACCGGUAUUUGUGAAGAGUCUUCUUCUUACAUCUGCCGCGAUGAGAUAUAUCCUUCGUAGAUUAAACGAUUGGGGAGUUAGAGUUCUGUGCUUCUAUUAGAUCAGGGGCCGUGACGAAUUUGAAACUGGACUAUUCAUCCAAUGUGUGAUGCUACCGGUAAUAACAGGAUAAGGUUCUGAAAUAUUUCGCGUGUUGACAGCGAUUAGGUAGUGUAAAUGAUAUGUUUUUUCAAAGCAUAUGUAAUUAUGGCCCCACUUAAUUAUCAUCUUCAUGUAAUAAGUUAGGAACGAAUAACGCUAAGCCUGAGAAUAUUGCAUAUGGUGAAAUACAACUUUCUGUGUAGUCAGUACAUGAAAAAAGAUACUCAAAGUAGCACUACUGCGGAGAUGGUGGCUGAAUAGUGAACAUUUAUUCGCCCUAAAAAUUGGAGUUUUUUGGUUGUAACUUCAAACUUAUGGAAAACUGUCGAAAGUCUGUUUACAUUGUUGUAAUGAAUCACCCUUCCUUUCAAAAUAAGUUAUAGUUUCCCUUCUGACACCCUGACGGCUCUUGUCCAUUGUCAAUUACAAGGGGAUGUGGUUUUUUUUACAAGGCAAACAAUGAAACAUUAUUAAACAAGUUUCUUUCUCGUACAAUUUCUCCGAUAUCGAUCAAAUGCACAGGAUGUGAAUAUUUCCCCCCAUUUGAAUCAAGUUAUAUUUAAUGAUUCGCGGAGAAUUUUGCUCGCCAGGCAAGUGGAAGUGUAAACCUAAGAAACAGGAUGUGAAUAGGAUGUGAAUCUCUCAAAAAGAACAUUAGGAAAAAAGACCUAACGUCACUCUUAAACAACAACAAUAGCUGCUGUAACCUUUGCAAUUCUUAAAGACUACCUUUUAUAUACCUAUUGUUUUAUUAUACAAUUUAUACAUGCUACAUAUUUUAAUUGCAUAUACAUUAUUAUUAUUAUUAUUAUUUCUUAUUUGUAAAUAAAGCAUUAAUAAAGCUUUUACUUACUUACUAAACGUAGUUAUUUAGGUUAAGGGUUAUUUUUGCUCGCCCGUUUCUUUCCUUUACAUAAUAUAUUUUUUUUGUCGACUUGUUUCUUUCUUGUUUUUCAGAAUGCUUUCAGAUAAUCCCGUGGAGGCUAUUGGAUCACAUGCAUUCACAAUUCCAAGAGAGGACCUUGUAAUGUAAGCAGUUGAUACACUAAAGUAAAAACAAUGUCUUACUAUCCACUUCUUCUACUGGAUUCUGUUUUUUAAUGUUUGAUUUCUGAAAUAAGUCCCCAUUUUCUGAUAUUAUCUAUAGAGGGUCCUGAAGGUGUAAAAUGGGAACUGGGAUUCGCCUUUUUAUGUACUGGGAAAAUGGGAUUUACUGCACUGGGAAAGGCAUAAACCAUUUCUAAAACCAAGGGAAAUGAUCUUCGAUUAUGUUAUAUAUGAGACAAUUGCUCAAGUGUGCCUAUUCUUUUUUUAAGUAAAAGAAAUAAUAUAUACACGUAGACCUCAGUAGACACAUAGGAUCAUGUCAGUUUUUUCGCAUUCGCAUCCAAUGCCUCGCCGCCACCCAAUUAGCUGUUGUGGCUCGUCCCCAGGGUCUUUUUGUUUUCCGAGGUCACCAUAUUGAAAAACGAGAAGACGCUAGGACGAUGGGAAUGACAUACGCACGUUUGUGCGUGACAGAGAUCAAAAUAGCGUCCGAUUUUGGAAGUGUUCUACCUUGCUUGUACGCAUUAUGGUGAAAUAACAACGAUGCUAGCAAGACUUCCCUUCAGCUCAGAUUUGUUAAAUUUUGGCACAAAAACGAUUCAAAUAAAUAACAGUCCAAACACUUUCAUCAGCGACACAGGUGAACAAAACAUACCUGGUUUAAUUGAUGCAUUAAUCAUUCUUUAAUCAACACAACCAGCACCGCACCAAUCAGAAGCUGUGUAUAUAUUUUUCGGAAUUGUGGAGUUUCGGGGAAAGCGUUUCCUUUUUCCCCUCCCCCUUCUUUGUUAUGCUUUCGUCCCAACUUUUUCGAAGACCUCGUGCGGAAACUCUUGCUGCGUAGGCUACCCGCAGAGGUUCUCAACGUAAUGAUUACAGCGGUAGCGAAAAAUAAAGUGAAGACUGUGAUUCGGAUGAGGAUUGUGCAGAAGACAGGUGGUUUUAAUAUGGUGGUGUCAACAAGGGUUGGAAGAGGAAGAGUGUUCACCAGCAGGAUGAGUACUUUUCUUCAAUCCAGGUGAAUGAAGGUUCAUAAUCCAAAUGGCAUCAAUCGGCGCUUUUACUUCAUGAUGCGCAUCAGUUAGUAAGCGAGAACUGGAAAUGGGAUUACAGAUUUGGUAACUGGGAUUUGGACUAACGUCAGGCUGAGAACUGGGAUUGGGUACNUAUCAUAAGUUUUACUGACGCAUCGAUCAUAAAGGUCACGCGCACAUCUACUACAAAUCACGUGAUUGGUGGGGAUUGUUGUGACCGAACUAGUCGGUAAAUAACGAAAGAUUACAACGGAUUGAACCUUAAACGAUUACUUUUAUUCCGCCUUCACGACUCGUGGUCCUUAACAACUACAGUCGGGCGUUCCAUGCACUACUGAGGGGGAAUCUGGGUCCUAAUACACUACAGGGAUGAUUCUAAGUUUAUUCACUUUUACGUGCGUUCAAAGUCAGGUGGAAGAGGCGGAGAUCCCUUCCCUUCGUUCAUGAUAAACAGGGAAAAAAAUAAUCCAAUAAAUAGCCAACAAAUAAGGAAACUACAUCAAAGGAACAGGACUAAGGAAAAAAUGCGGAGAGUGAAUUAACAAAAGCGGGAAGCAUUUCAGGAACGAGCAGGUGUCAAAGAUAAAGUUUGGUCAUAACAAUGAAAUCGCUCAAAACUAAAACUUUGUAGAAUACAGUUGUAGGUCAAUACUCCUGUUUUUAAACUUUCUUUUUUUGUUUUGUUUUGUUAUUUUUAAUUUUUCCAAUUACUGUUGCUAAUAUUGCCGUCAUUGGUGUAGACCAGGCUAUAGUAAAACCUGUACUUAAGAAAAAACUAAGUAGUUCCUAUGGACUUUACACUUCGUAGCUAGACACUGCUCUAUAACACUACUCUCUUGACCACAAAGCGAAAUUAAAAUAUCUCUACUCUUCUUGUAGGAAAAUAUAAUACAAAGCUUGUAAACUCUGAGUCGCACUUUUUUUGCCGGUUCUUCUUCUUCUUCUUCUUCUUCUUCUUCUUCUUCUUCUUCUUUUAUUUUGACUUGAAAAAAAAAGAAGACAUUACAGAUACACAUACGAUGUUAAAAAAUCAAAACCUUGAAAAUUCGGUGAUGGACCAUAAUCAUAUACUGUUUCUUCCUUUUUUUUUUGUUUAAGAUAUAUGAUACGAACAAAAACAAAGACUGUCAGUCUCCGAUCUUUUUACGGCAUUGACAACCUUACGAUUGAUAUGUAAGUAUGGUCUAUGGUCUGGUCUUUUGCGGCCGGGCUCUUUGUCAUAUGAGUUUGGGUGCAAAGUUAUUCUUGAAACAAGGAUCUGCUAUAUUAUUUCUUAUUUGAUUAUGACUCCUAUCAUCUUUCUAUCGCUUUUUUCAAUAGAAGUUUAAAUGAAGGAAAAAUUGGGAUUAUGAAAUUCAGGGAUGACGAACGUAACUGCACAAUUCAUCUGUGAGUGAAUUCAUCAUUACAACAACAAAGAUAUCAGAAAUCUGAAUAUGUGCAGUUAUUUUUUCUCUAUCAUUAGCUCUUAGUUGGUGAUUAAUUUUUCUUUUCAUAAUUUUUUUUUUUUACAUUAGGGGAUUAGGACGCGAUGAUUCUGAAUAUAGCGUCAUUUCUGAUAUCGUCAUUUCUGAAAAAGAUUAUUGGGUGAAACAACAAAUACUAGCGGCUUUUAAACGAUCUGGAUUUGCCAAUGAAAGUGGUGGACGUUAUAAGUUACUUCCAUGUGAAUUUGGAACGUACGUUAAUGCUUCUGCUAAAACCAUCAACUGCACAGAGUGCCCAGCAGGUAAAUUUAUUCGCAGUUUAUGAAAGCUGCACAAUUAUAUCGUCGGGAUAAUAUGUCUACAUUGUUAGCCAGCCCUGUUCUCAUUAUGGUUUAAAGGUACUUACAUGUAGUAUUAGAUGGCGUGUGCUUAUCUCUGGAAUACGAAUUCAAAGUAUCUAUCUAAAGACAGUGAUAAGACUCUGGUUGAUAAUUUUUUCCCUGUAAAAUUUUGUUACGCGGGUUAUCUUUUAGAGGACGGGUAGCUUGCAAACCAAACUGAACGCAGGGUUGUCGGAACAGCAACAAGAAGAUUUAUUCCAAAAAUGAACGUAGUUUCCACGAAGUAAAACUCCACAACAGCACGUAACUCGUUAAACUUACACGGCCUCCGCCAACUUCAAUUAACUUGAUAAGCUUACACGGCCUCUGCCAACUUGAAUAAACACUGCUUGCGUCACACUUGACUAAACCCGACUAACGCCAAACUCUCUUCGCUUAUGAAAACUAGGUAAAANUGAUGGACCAUAAUCAUAUACUGUUUCUUCCUUUUUUUUUUGUUUAAGAUAUAUGAUACGAACAAAAACAAAGACUGUCAGUCUCCGAUCUUUUUACGGCAUUGACAACCUUACGAUUGAUAUGUAAGUAUGGUCUAUGGUCUGGUCUUUUGCGGCCGGGCUCUUUGUCAUAUGAGUUUGGGUGCAAAGUUAUUCUUGAAACAAGGAUCUGCUAUAUUAUUUCUUAUUUGAUUAUGACUCCUAUCAUCUUUCUAUCGCUUUUUUCAAUAGAAGUUUAAAUGAAGGAAAAAUUGGGAUUAUGAAAUUCAGGGAUGACGAACGUAACUGCACAAUUCAUCUGUGA
This is a messenger RNA of Porites evermanni, 7856 nucleotides long. The record is from the annotation of a GenBank genome assembly. NCBI's taxonomy places the organism in Eukaryota, Metazoa, Cnidaria, Anthozoa, Scleractinia, Poritidae.